Messenger RNA from Amoebophrya sp. A120, 3202 nucleotides. The record is from the annotation of a GenBank genome assembly. Lineage: Eukaryota; Dinophyceae; Syndiniales; Amoebophryaceae.
CCGCGAGACAACAAUUCUUGCGAGGACCAUGCGACCCUGAUGGAUUUGCAAUUGUACUACAGCUGUGCGCUGGAAAGCCGUGCGUCUCAGUUUGACUUUGGGUCAGAGGAGCACACCCAGCUGCUGAAGAAGCUCUUUGAUUUUUUGGAGAAGAUGAAAGGCGUUUGGUGGAGAGGAAGCGACAAGGCUGCAAUUGAUAGUCGCUAUGCGGAGUUACUCGCAAACAUUUUUCAUUCGUUCCGCGAGCAAUUGCGUCUGGGGCGCUGCGGCAACAGCGGAGAACAAGGCUUCGAUCCCAGCAGAGACAACCAUAAUUACUCGGAUACCCACUCCGGCAUGACUGCGAGGUCGCAGAGAGGCACAUUUGUGUUUUUCACAUUUCUGCUCGACUAUUUUUCCACGCGGGACGAGGUAAGCCGCGGACGCGCGUUUCGGCUCUUGGCUGCUGUGUUUGCUGUUGAGCUUGUUGCACUGGCACAACAAGGGGGAUACACACCGGCGAGAUAUUACCUAAGAAGGGUCUCGGUCCACGGCUUUUGUACUUACGAGGAUUUGCUGCAAGAGGAAACUAGCACGCCGGUGCCGCGGGUCAAGGAGCUUUAUCGAAUCGUGAAGAAUUUUCACGACGUCUGCAACUUGGUGCCCGACGACAGGUGGGACGAAAUUGCGGAGAAACUCAGAACGGAAAUCGGGGGCAUGAGGCGAUGUGGGUGUGGUGCCCCUUCUCACGGCUUCGUUACACAGUGUGGAAAGGCGAUCGUAACCCCGGAAAACACUCGAACUUCCUUCAUUUUUGAGAGAACGCAACUCACGUGGUUGUGCAGCUUCUUCGCGAGAUAUCUCCAGCACCAUCCCAUAGUGGUCGGGUCGGGCGCUACUGCGGGACCCGGCACAGCGAAGAAAAAGAAUCGGAGUACAGGACGCGACGACGGUGAUGCAGGAUUCUUGGCGGACUCCCUGUGCCCCCACGGGAGGUGUUCGCGCCUGGGAGCUGCGGUUGUCAAAAGAGUUCUCAAUCACGCCUUCGGACUGGAGACAAACAAGACGUUCAAAGCUGCGGACGUGUUAGGACGAACCCUUAGCGCUCACAUGGAUUUGCUAUAUCCGCUACCGCUACUGAGAGAAAUGGAGCGUCCGGGUGAUGAACACAGGGAGUUUAUUGAUUUCUACCCUCAUACCAACCCGUUGCGGCAGCCGCUACUAGGGAUUCUGGACGGGGCAUUUUCGAUUCUGUACAUGUACCGUUAUCAUGCUGUUGGGCGAAAGGCAAUGGCGGGACGACACGGUCUGCGGCUUUGUCCUGUCAUGCUCCCCCCGGCACUCAAAGAGCAGCCGGCACUGACUUCGAAGGUCAGCACCAGGAACACUACCGGUAAGCAAGCGGACGUUUACCGGUCGUGGCGAUGCCGUGUCUACGAGUGUGUGUACAUGCAGAUGCUCCAGUAUGCGUACGAUCUGACGUCAAAACGGAGCCACUUCAUCGAGCCUGUCCGUAAUGACGUAACCAAACGGAUGGAGAUGCCUGGCGUUUUUGGGCCUGACGGAAAAAAGCAUCAACAUUUCCGCUACGGCGCUGUUGCUAUGCUUUACAACUUUUGCGUUCCUGCUUGCCUGAUUGCAAAUGCUUCCUUCGACGCGGAAGAACCAGGGGAAAGUACUUCCGCGGACACAGUCUGGUGGGGUGAUGACGCAAGCGCCAGUGCGAUGCCGACUACUAGUACUUUGCGUCACCGACUUGCUAUGUUCCUUGUGUCGUGGAAAAUGCAAGGCCUACUGCAUUCAACCGUCAACGACAAACCUUGGCUCGACUGGCUCGACGGGAUUCUGUAUUACGAGAUUGGGGAUGGAAGUGCCGAGGUUGACGACAGUGACGAGGAAGAAGAGGACGACAAAUAUUCGCUGAAAGAGUGUGAUCUAUUUGGCUGUGGUGUGGAGGCGUACAGAACGCUCCGAGCACUUACACAAGGCAAAGAUGUAUUGACUCUUCUCGCGGAUUGGGACGGACACAUUUGGCCGGGAGAGCUGCGAGACGCGGUUGCGCCAGUUGUGCUUGGUCACUUUUGCAGCGAUACUCACAGGCUGCAGCAAACCGGUGCUGAGAGCGAUGAUGACGAAAACGACUUGUAUGUUGCAGAGAACAAAUGUAAACCUACCACAACCUCCACUACGGGCAAAAUGGACCAGGAGCCGGAAAGAACACAAGCAAAUCCAGGAGCGCGAUCUAUCGCAAGGAAGAUACCUGCCAUGGAAUCCCGCAUCAAGAGGGAUUACAGUGAGCUGAAGCUGUCGAAGCAGCGUCGUCGGGACCAAGCCCUGGUGACUGUCGUACUAAGGGCGAUCGAGCAUUUUUCCCCCGAUGAGCUGAAAGCAAUGUUUAUGCCACGACAGAGAAGAGGCCGCGACGACGUGAAUUCCUACGCUCACAAGUUUCGAGAGUUGUUGGCCCUGCUCAACCGCAAAGAAUGUACUCAGUAUGAGAGGUUGCGAGACUUUUUUAGCAUAUGGCGAGAUUCGGAACCAGCAGCAAUCGACAUGCUGACGCAAAUGGAAGGUCGGUGUCGGCCUUAUGAUUUGGUGCGCAGGGCAAGAGUUGCAGUUGGUGCUGGUCAUGAUGAAAGAGACGUAGAGAGUCGUGUGACGGCAGCGGCAGAUGAUGAAAUGCGCCUACGUCCUUGUCCAACUCAGGCGGAGGGAAAAGAAGAAACAAACCAGGAACUACACCAGCUUGCCGUAGAGCGCUGCAAUCUAAGCGACCGCGAAGGAAAGAGGUGCGACAUGCUGGAGAAUAAACAAUGGAGGGGUAGUUUGACGGAGCCGCCGCCACAAGACCAAGAAAUUCUCGCGAGACAAAGUGAAUGUGGAAAAGUCAUAACGAAACCGCCACCCGUUUACUUUUACAUGACGGCCGUUAUGGGCCUCGAAAAUCUCUAUGAAGCGUUGUGGGGAAUGUGGCACCUGUUUUUUCAAAAAACCGAAAAGGAGACUGUGGAAGCUUUGAAAUUCAUCGCCGCAAAGCUCGAAGUCGUUAUUCCAAAGUUAGACUAGAAUCUUUGCUGUGGCUGCGCGGUAUUGAUUGAUGUUUUGUUACCGCAGAGUUGCCCAAGCCCAAGAAGUCAAAGCAUCCAUAGUAUAGAUUUGCCGAGCUAUAAUUGCAGCUCGAUGAAAUUGAAUAUAAGGUGAGAAUAAUUUCUCGCUCUCCGAC